UGUCACAAAAAGAUAUCUGGCUUGUCGAUAGGUUAGAAACGCGUCAAGUUAACGGCAUCCUAAAUGCCAAGUUCUGCUCAUCCUAGCGAAAUAAAUUGGGAUAAGUACGUCGAAAAAAACAGUGCAAGUGCAAGUGUCAAAUUAGUAGCAUAAUCAUGGGUGUAGAGGAGACGAACGUGACCGUAACGCAGACGACGGCGGCGACGACUACAACGACGACGACGUCGUCGUCAACGCCAACCACUGGAGGAGGUCAGCCUAACCUACAAAAGCAGGAUCUGGACAAACUCGACGUUACAAAGCUCACGGCCCUCUCCAAGGAGGUUAUUAGCCGUCAGGCCACAAUCAACAUUGGCACGAUCGGCCACGUAGCUCACGGCAAGUCGACGAUCGUCAAGGCUAUCUCAGGUGUGCAGACUGUACGCUUCAAGAACGAGCUCGAGCGUAACAUCACGAUCAAGCUCGGCUACGCCAACGCCAAGAUAUACAAAUGUGACAACGAAAAGUGUCCGAGGCCCGCCUGCUACAUCAGCGGUGGCUCGAGCAAAGAUGACUCCUUCCCCUGCCUGAGACCGGCAUGCUCCGGCAGAUUCCAGCUCGUGCGCCACGUGUCCUUUGUAGACUGUCCCGGUCACGACAUUCUUAUGGCGACUAUGCUCAACGGCGCGGCUGUCAUGGAUGCCGCUCUUCUCCUCAUUGCUGGCAAUGAGUCCUGUCCACAGCCCCAAACUUCGGAGCAUCUCGCUGCCAUCGAGAUCAUGAAACUCAAGCACAUUGUUAUCUUGCAGAACAAAAUUGAUCUGGUCAAGGAGGGCCAAGCCAAAGAACAGUACGAUCAGAUCCUCAAGUUUGUACAAGGUACUGUGGCAGAAGGUGCUCCAGUCAUCCCCAUUUCAGCUCAGCUAAAGUACAACAUAGAAGUUCUCUGCGAAUACAUCACCAAAAAGAUCCCUGUGCCUAUACGUGACUUCACCUCUGAGCCUAGGCUCAUUGUCAUUCGUUCUUUCGACGUAAACAAGCCAGGUUGCGAGGUCGACGAUCUGAAAGGUGGCGUAGCUGGUGGUAGUAUUCUCAAAGGUGUGCUGAAGGUCGGCAUGGAGAUCGAAGUCAGGCCAGGUCUUGUGUCAAAGGACAGCGAGGGAAAGCUCACUUGCAAGCCCAUCUACUCACGUAUCGUUUCGCUCUUUGCUGAACAGAACGAGCUGCAGUUUGCUGUUCCUGGUGGCCUUAUUGGUGUUGGAACAAAAAUUGAGCCCACACUCUGCAGGGCAGAUCGUUUGGUUGGUCAGAUUCUUGGAGCAGUUGGAGCAUUGCCCAAGAUAUUCAUUGAGUUGGAAAUAUCCUACUACUUGCUCAAGCGUUUACUGGGUGUGAGGACUGAGGGCGACAAGAAAGGAGCCAAGGUUCCCAAAUUGUCCAAAAAUGAGGUACUUUUAGUGAAUAUUGGAUCUCUCAGUACUGGUGGACGUGUCCUAGCAACAAAAGCUGAUCUUGCCAAGAUUAGUCUUAGCAAUCCUGUGUGUACAGAAAUUGAUGAAAAGAUUGCACUAUCCAGAAGAGUAGAAAAACACUGGCGUCUUAUCGGAUGGGGCCAGAUUCGUGGUGGAGACACAAUUGAUCCAGUGACGGAUCAGAACUGAUUUUUUAAUCGAUUGCAUUAAAACAAGUGUAUUAAAUAUUAAAUAAAUCAACGGAUUUAUCAAAAAAUUCUGUUUUCUGGUUGGUCAAUUAUUUUUUACAAAACUAUUAAAUAAAAUUUAUUUGUUGUGAAAAAGAAUUUAAAAUUCGUAUCACUAAU
Molecule: messenger RNA, 1798 nt
Organism: Copidosoma floridanum
Lineage: Eukaryota; Metazoa; Arthropoda; Insecta; Hymenoptera; Encyrtidae
Gene: Su(var)3-9
Product: suppressor of variegation 3-9
Biological process (GO): formation of translation preinitiation complex
Cellular component (GO): cytosol; eukaryotic translation initiation factor 2 complex
Molecular function (GO): GTP binding; translation initiation factor activity; tRNA binding
Source: RefSeq, a predicted model, not a curated record